Otolemur garnettii (small-eared galago) is the source of this 1585-nucleotide messenger RNA. RefSeq names its product multiple inositol-polyphosphate phosphatase 1 (gene MINPP1). The record is from RefSeq and is a predicted model, not a curated record. Gene Ontology annotation, molecular function: acid phosphatase activity; inositol phosphate phosphatase activity. The coding region runs from base 47 to 1513 and encodes 488 amino acids. NCBI's taxonomy places the organism in Eukaryota, Metazoa, Chordata, Mammalia, Primates, Galagidae. The transcript is spliced from 5 exons.
UGGGCGUGAGCAGCUGGCGCGUCGCCCUCCGCAGCCGAAACGCACCAUGCUCCGAAGUCCCUGCCGCCGCCUCCUCGGGGCCUCCGUAGGCCCCGCCGCGGCCCUGGCGGCGGCGCUGCUCUCGUCGCUUGCCGGAUGCUCUCUCCUAGAGCCACUGGACUCGGUGGCUUCGGUGCUCAGCCCCUACUUCGGCACCAAGACUCGCUAUGAGGAUGUCAACCCUGGACUGCUGUCGGGCCCCGGGGCGCCGUGGAGGGACCCGGAGCUGCUGGAGGGGGCCUGCACCCCGGUGCAGCUGGUCGCCCUCAUUCGGCACGGCACCCGCUACCCUACGGCCAAACAGAUCCGCAAGCUGAGGAAGCUGCACGAACUACUGCAGGCUCGCAGGCCCAGGGAUGACAGGGCCGGGAUCGCCGGUGGCCGCGACCUGGGUGCCGUGCUGGCCGACUGGCCUUUGUGGUACGCGGACUGGAUGGACGGGCAGCUAGUGGAGAAGGGCCGGCAGGACAUGCGACAGCUCGCGUUGCGUCUGGCCUCGCUCUUCCCGACCCUUUUCAGCCGGGAGAACUUUGGCUGCCUGCAGCUCAUCUCUAGCUCCAAGCACCGCUGCGUGGAUAGCAGCACCGCCUUCCUGCAGGGGCUGUGGCAGCACUACCAUCCUGGGUUGCCGCCGCCCGAUGUCGAAGAUAUGGAGUGUGAACCUCCAAGGAUUAAUGAUAAGCUAAUGAGAUUCUUUGAUCACUGUGCGAAGUUUUUACAUGAAGUGGAAAGGAAUGCUACAGCUCUUUAUCAUGUGGAAGCCUUCAAAACUGGACCAGAAAUGCAGAAGAUUUUAAAAAAAGUUGCAGCUACUUUGCAAGUCCCAGUAACUGAUUUAAAUGCAGAUUUAAUUCAGGUAGCUUUUUUUACCUGCUCAUUUGACCUGGCAAUUAAAGGUAUUAAAUCUCCUUGGUGUGAUGUUUUUGACAUAGAUGAUGCAAAGGCGUUAGAAUAUUUAAAUGAUCUGAAACAAUAUUGGAAAAGAGGAUAUGGAUAUACUAUUAAUAGUCGAUCCAGCUGCACCCUGUUUCAGAAUAUCUUUCAGCACUUGGACAAAGCAGUUGAACAGACACAACGGUCUCAGCCAGUUUCUUCUCCAGUCAUCCUCCAGUUUGGUCAUGCAGAGACCCUUCUUCCACUGCUUUCUCUCAUGGGCUACUUCAAAGACAAGGAUCCCCUAACAGCUUACAAUUACAAGGAACAAAUGCAUCGGAAGUUCCGCAGUGGUCACAUUGUACCUUAUGCCUCGAACCUAAUAUUUGUGCUUUACCAUUGUGAAAAUGCUAAGACUCCUAAAGAAAAAUUCCGAGUGCAGUUGUUAUUAAACGAAAAGGUGUUACCCUUGGCUCACUCGCAAAAAACUGUUUCAUUGUAUGAGGACCUGAAGAACUACUACAAAGAUAUCCUUCAGAGUUGUCACACCAGUGAAGAGUGUGAAUUAGCAAAGGUUAACAGUACAUCUGAUGAGCUUUGAGUAACUGGAGAAAUUUAAUUCAUCAGGAAUCUGUCGGGAGCGAUUAUAUGCUUGUAAUAGGUGGACAAUCCC